AUGAGCGGGUUUGAAGUUGCCGGGGUUGUUCUAAGUGCCCUCCCACUGAUUAUCACCGCAGUUGGUAAAUAUAAAGCGACCGCGAGAAUCCUCAAGAAUUUCCGGCACAAGGAACCACACGUUCAGAAACUAAUUCAGGCCCUCGAAAAUCAGAAGUUUUGUGUUGAGAGUGAGCUGGUCAUUAUCUGGAAUGGGGCUUUUAGCAAGGAAGACCUUGUACCCAUGCCUCCAACCUCCAACGAUUUCAACAGCCCAAUGGUAGCCCUGGCCAUUCAGAAACACCUCGGUCCCGGGUAUCAGCACUUUAUUGCGGCUCUUUCACGAUGCGAGGAAGCAUUGGUCGAAAUUGCGACACACCUUCACGGGUUGGCAUCAAAUGGACAGGGUCUGUCUAUGCUUAUUCAAGGCAAUCCACCCCGACUGAAUGGGUCUUACGAGUUCACAAAAAAGAUCAAGUUUGCUUUGAAGAAAGAUGACUUGGAGAGACACGUCAAAGAUCUCGAGAACGCAACCAAUAAUUUGUCACGAAUCAGAGACUACAGUCGCUUACGAAUCCCGGUCACUCUUCAAUCCACCUCCUCGGCAGCAAGUAGAAUCAUGUCUUCCUUUGAUGCAAUUCGAAGCCAUGCCUGUCGACUGUACGCCACAAUUUCAACUGCUUACGCGGAAACAUGUCACCCGGAGCAUGAGGCACAUCUUUUCCUCCAAAGUAGGGCCAAGUCACUGCUUGCAAAAGGCCCAAAGCCGAGAAAGUCACCUGUUACUUUUACAAUAUCGUUCGGUCAGGUCGGCCCCGAUGAUAGAUGUAGCCCAUCUAUGGCCACCAAAGUGAAAAUCCUAGAAGGAGACACAUUCACUCCUCAGUCUAGUGAUAUCACUGUACCUACUCGUGGUGCCACUACAAUCAUCCAAAGCUCGUCGACUGACCAUCAUCGCGUAUCUUAUCAAAUUGACGCUCAAAUACGACACAGCAGGUCAACUCCUUUGACCAACCCCUCUAGCUCUAGUCAACAACCCUCCCCGCCACAGGUCAUCCAGGAUCUAUGCCUGCAUAUGUCCCAGGGAAUAGAGCUACAGGGCUUACAUUUGUCCAAGGAUGGACAGCUCUGUUACCACCAAAGCCCUGGGCGCGCAAUUCGGACACAACUUGGCAAAACAGCUAGUACUAUCCAUUCCCUGGACGAGCUUCUUCAGCCUACAUCUACCAUAAAGCUCUAUCUCAACUUCAGAAUUGCUUUAUCCUUCAAAAUAGCCUCCUCGAUACUGCAGUUAAAUGACACAAAAUGGUACCGCCGCCCUAUAACUAGCGACAUGAUCUACAUCUUAUGCGAGAACUCGGGAACACCUGGAUCAGCCCAUCGCCCCUUCAUCAGCCGAAAGUUUACUCCCUCUUUGGAGGAAUCAUGCGCACUCAGCGCUAAACGAGCAAUGCUUGAGCUCGGUAUCAUUUUGCUGGAGCUAUGGAAGAACCAGACGUUUGCCUCGUACGCUACUCAAUCUCAGAACCCAUAUCACACCUUGGGAGCUCGGUAUGACCUCGCACGUAACUGGCUAGAUGCCAAUAUGAACGAGGUUCUUCCCAUAUACUCAGAUGUAGUCACUAGAUGCAUUGAGUGCACCUUUGCGACUAGCAGCGCAGACUAUAAAUGGAGUGACACGGAAUUCAGGAAAUCGGUUUAUGACUAUGUCAUCAAGCCACUUGGGAAGCUGGUUUACCCGAGUCUUGGUGAAUAA
Messenger RNA from Penicillium hordei, 1734 nucleotides. RefSeq lists its product as uncharacterized. Bases 1 to 1734 code for a protein of 577 amino acids. The transcript has 3 exons. NCBI's taxonomy places the organism in Eukaryota, Fungi, Ascomycota, Eurotiomycetes, Eurotiales, Aspergillaceae. The record is from RefSeq and is a predicted model, not a curated record.